AGUCUAUGCGUAUAGGAGUUGUACGCACAGAAUAAUGACAGUUCUAUAACCUUCGUGUUUUUAAAUGAAAUAGGAAGGUUAAUUUAUUAAAGUUAUAAACUACAAUGCCUGACGAAAAUUUAAUUGAACAAAUUAAAGAGCGUUGGCCUGAUCUUAGUUUCACACAAGAAAAUCUCCAACGUCCAACUCCAGACAAAGUAUUUCAAUUUUAUACCAGUUUUUUAAUGGACUGCGAAGAAAAAAUUUUAGAUACAAUAGGAUUUUACGGAGAGGCCAAAACAGAUCUAAGUCCAGAAGAAUUGGUGUUGUUUAAAAUGCAAAAAUUUAACGUAUUAUUCAAACGUGCAGAUAUUCAAUUUCUCCUAGGAGAUAUUUGUCAACCCACAUACAUUAGAACAAAAAGUUUUUUUUGUAUCUGCAAUCAUUUCUUAACAUACUUUGAAAAUAUAUUCCACGAUUUUGAAAAAAUUAGUGGAGAUAUAACAAAAAUGCGUGAAGACAAUGAUAAAUUAAACGAACAGAAAAUUGAAAUCAGCAAUGAUAUCACAAAAUAUGUAGAGAAAAAAAUCAGACUGUUGGAAGAUAAGGAAAGAUUACAAAAAAAUAUUGAAGCAACGGAGAAUUUACAUGCAGAAUAUUGUGCACAAAGAGCUGAAAAAGAACGAGUAAUAAAAGAAAAAGAAAAAGAAUUGGAAUCGUUAAAAAUAUCUGUAGAUAAGACAACUUCCCAAAUAAAUGUUUUAUCGGCCAGAGAAAAACAAUGCUUAGAAGAAAUGAUAACGGAAGAAGAAUACUCAAAUUUGAAAAAGCUUGAAGAACAAUUGAAAUCUGAAAAUGAGACAUUGAGAAAUGAUGUUAUACACAUGGAGGAUGUACUUACGUACGAAUCAAAAAUCUUAGAUCACUUUAGUCGCUGUUUGAAAGCUAUACCUGAUAAUUUCAAUUCUGAUAUGGUAAAUCAACAUAUUUCAAUGGAUAUACAAUUGAAAGACCUGAAAACCCAAAAAGAAAAAUUAGAUGCUGAUCUGCGCCUUCUUAAAUCUACUCAAAACAAUGAAAGAAAAAAACUGAUUGAUAUUGAGAGCUGUUAUUCAGCUGCCUAUUCAGAGCUGAAUAAAAUAAUUGAAGAUAUUCAGCAAGAAUUUGAGGAAUUGACAUUUACAUUACAAAAACAAAAAGAAGAAAUAUCUAACAGUAAAAGAGAAGUAUUAUCUAGUAAUUUACAAUUCAAACAUGACAUCGCCCAAUAUGAAAAUGAUAUAAGGAAAUUGAAAGAGCAUUUUCAAAAUGAAUAUGUCAAGAUAAAAGAUGCAGAAAAUCUAAGAUUUAAAACUAUUAAAAAUCAUUUACUUGAUUUGAAAAAACCAUGUACCUAUGAAAGUUGAACUGUAUAAAUUUAGUAAUAAAUUAUGUUACUUAUAGUAUUGAUAAUAUGUAUGAGUGCAUUGACACCUUUUGUUAAUGUUGAACACACUGUUAACACUACCACUACACUAAUAAAGGUAAUCAGUUUACCUUCAUUGUCUGAAGAUUAUGAUUUGGUUAUCGAAACGCCAGUUAGAAAGUUAAUUGUGAGUGUAGGUGUAGUGGUACUGUAAACAGUGAGUUCAGUAUGAAUAUUGCCAAUGCCAAUUCGGUUACCUUUUGUUAGUGAGAAACAAUUAAUAUAUGUCGAAAUUAAGACGGGGAAUUGAUCUAAAAGUUGCAUUGAAGUUAAUAAAAGAUUGAACAAUAUCAUAUGUCCAAUGUUAUAAUUUUAACAUUCAACUUGGAAACAAAUAAAUUGAAUGUAGAAACUAA
Molecule: messenger RNA, 1800 nt
Organism: Diorhabda carinulata
Lineage: Eukaryota; Metazoa; Arthropoda; Insecta; Coleoptera; Chrysomelidae
Product: cytospin-A-like
Exons: 2
Coding region: 105-1385 (426 amino acids)
Cellular component (GO): Ndc80 complex; kinetochore
Source: RefSeq, a predicted model, not a curated record